Aspergillus chevalieri is the source of this 327-nucleotide messenger RNA. RefSeq lists its product as uncharacterized. NCBI's taxonomy places the organism in Eukaryota, Fungi, Ascomycota, Eurotiomycetes, Eurotiales, Aspergillaceae. Bases 1 to 327 code for a protein of 108 amino acids. The transcript has a single exon. The record is from RefSeq and is a predicted model, not a curated record.
AUGGAAGCCAUUGCAUACGUACCUGAGCAACAAGAUGAGGCUCACUUCAAAAAAAAGUGGCGAAAGACCAAUGCUUUGGAGGCCAUAUUCAGCGAUCAACGCAGACUUGCUCGGCUGAGGAUUGGCAAGCGCCAUUGCAGAACCGGCGAUGCGAACUUGGGGAUCAUCCAGAUCAGUGGCCUGUCCUUAAUCUUUCAGUGGUGUCUCUAUUCCACUUACGCUGCGCCAGCAAACCUAUCAACCCAAACCAUGAGUAAAACAAGCAUCGCCCGAUGCUUCGGUUUUUCUUGUGAUGCCAGAACCGCCAUUCCUGUACAAAUCUUGUGA